This is a messenger RNA of Clonostachys rhizophaga, 819 nucleotides long. NCBI's taxonomy places the organism in Eukaryota, Fungi, Ascomycota, Sordariomycetes, Hypocreales, Bionectriaceae. The record is from the annotation of a GenBank genome assembly.
AUGGCUAGCAUAGAGAAGCCCGCGAAGACGAAGCUAUGGCCAUACUACGAUCUUCAUGAUGUGCCCGAGGGUGAGAUUAUUCUCAAGAUGAUGGAACAAAAUGACUUCCCCAUAGCUCAAGCCGUCCAGGAAAUUGUCGCAUUGACCCAUGCAGCAGCGCUAUCCACAGCCGAGGAUGAUCCUGUGUGGGUGCAUGCUUCUCGCGUCGCAGAUGCGAUUCAUAUGCUCUCUAUGCACACCAAGCACAACGAGCAAUACAAGCUCCUUGAAUUUGUUGUCUCCCUCCAUCAGGUCACCAUACCUGAUCCUAACACUGGAGAGGUAUUUGCGCUUGAUGGGGCGUGUUUCUGGACAGAUUUGCCUGAACUAUCUAUGACCCAGGGCGAAUAUUUCGCAUAUGGCAAUCGCAGUGAUACCAAGGAGUAUCAUGAAAAUGCUCUAGCCUUCUACGCCCAGCUAUCAGCGGCCGGAAUCUUGAAGUACAAAGAAAGCAUCAGCCGCGAUUAUAACGAUCUAACACGGCUCUUUGAUACAAACGGCCAGCUUUCGAGACCGGAAGUGCGAGUCAUGUGUAUGUGGUUUAUCUACGCACCUGAGAAGGUCUGGCUGGAUGUCCAGCUACGUCGCACUUAUCAGGAUGACCAAUUUCCCGCAGACUCUUGGAUUAAAUGGAGGCAGUUCUUGCAAGAUUGCCAGUCUGCACCCGGAGAAAAGAUCAGAGAUGAAGAUACGCAGCAGCUCAUAAAACAAGCAUUAGAAAGCAUGGAAAAUGUGGGAGCAAAAGAGGACACAAAGCUCUCUUCUGAGCUUCAUUUGUAA